UCCAAGAUAGUGUAUCUAAGCUGGUGAACUUGAGGUACAUUUCGUAUCCACAGACAGGGUACUCUUUUUCCCCUUCAGUGUGUCGCCUUUGGAAUUUGUAUACUUUAACUGCCAGGCAUACCACAGCUGUUGCUCCACCUGAAAUAUGGAAAAUGCCUCUACUUAGGCAUGUGGAAUUCCACAGCAUCUCUCUCCCUGAUCCUCCCGUUGAUGGUUUUGUUUUGGAGAGCCUACAGACUCUCUGUACAGUCCCUAUUUGGGACUGCCGCAAAAAGGUGUUAAAAAGCAUCCCCAAUAUAAAGAAACUCAAGAUUCAUCAGGGGGAACUGGAGAGUUGGUCUGUAAUUUAUCUCAAAAAUCUUGCCUGUUUGCAUAAACUCGAAUCUCUUGAAAUCACUUCUGGUGGCUUUUUUCAAAACUCAAUUCCGUUGGAGUUUUGGAGCAACUUCACCCUCCCACAUUCCCUCAAGAAGUUGACUUUGUAUGGCACUCAAAUACGCUGGGAAGAGAUGCCUGCAACGAUAGGCUGGCUACCCCAUCUCCAAGUUCUCAAACUGAAACGAGAUUCUUUCGUUGGAUCUGAGUGGGAAACAGUCGAAAGGCAGUUCUGCAAACUCAAAUACUUGCAUAUUGUCGGUUGUUACUUGGUGUACUGGACAACAGAAAGCACCCACUUUCCAUGCCUUGAGCACCUUCAACUUGAACAUUUGAUAUUGAAGGAGAUCCCUUUAGCUAUUGGAGAAAUACCAACGCUUCAGUCAAUCAAGUUGGUUGAUUGCAGCACUUCUGCUGUCGCCUCUGCUACAAAAAUACGAGAAGAUCAACAAGAGAACUAUGGGAAUGAUGACCUUUAA
This is a messenger RNA of Salvia hispanica, 854 nucleotides long. The record is from RefSeq and is a predicted model, not a curated record. Lineage: Eukaryota; Viridiplantae; Streptophyta; Magnoliopsida; Lamiales; Lamiaceae.